CUGGUUCCUUUGUCAUUCAUCACAUCUCCUCUGGACAUAAGCUUCCUGGUUUUUAUUUCAAAUUUUGGUCUGAAAUUUUCGACAUUGAUCAGAGAAAGGAGAACAUAUGCCAGACAGCUGCUUCAGGAUGACUGACGCAUACUGCAGAGGCCAUUGAAAGCAUCGCAUGGUGGGGGAGGGUGAACUGAAUCGAGGUGUGAGACAGAGUGCAGAACAGCAACGGUUGGAUGGAAAAGGAGGGUGGACAAAUUUUUGUGAUGGGAUAAAAAUCAAGCAAAUGCAGUCCAUUAAUUGCAUACUUUCAUUUUCCUUUUUCUGUUCUGGAAGUGGUGCACUCUGCCUGAAUACACUGAUCUGCAAUUUCACACACACACAGGCAGAGGCAGCUCCGCCUCCUCUGCAGUGAAGCGACAGCCAGGGAGGGCAGCAAUGGAGGAGCCAGCAGUGCAGCAUGAAAAAAUAGACAAGUCACAGGAACAACGAGAAGAUGGAGGAAAGGCAGAUUGGAAAAAUGAAUGCUCUUUUUCUGACUUGCUUAAGCAUUCUUGCUUUUUAUGUUGGUCAUCUCCUGGAGACACAGACGUCAUAGAAAUGGAUGACGGAGUCCUGGCCAAGGCAGGCGAGAUCAGAGAGCUGGAAAAUGCAUUGGCAGUGGAGAACGUGGAACUUCAAGAGCAGCAAUCAGACUGUAAGGAUUUACAGGAGACCCUGGUGAAACUAGAGAAACACAAAGAGAAACUGAUUCAGCAGAUAAAGGCAACCAGACAGCUCUGCUAUGAAGAAAGUCAAAAGAUACUAUCUCUGCAAGCAGAGGAAGUGCAAAAGGAGAGCCAGGUGGAGGAGUAUGAGAGAGAACUUGCCCGAGCUCGGUGGAGGCUGAAAAAGCUCAGGGAGGAGGUGAAAAAAGCUAAAAGGAAGGUGGAGAACGCUCAGGAACGGAACAGUCCCCUCCAAGACUCUAUCAGACAGUCCUAUGAAGAAAUCCUGCAGGAAGAGCACACCCUGUAUUCUUUGUCAGGAGGAGUAGUGACACCUGACAGCCAGCUUGAGGAAUCUACAUCUCCUGCAGACACCACUGAAGAUGAUCCCCUUCCUAUGAAGCCAUGGGGAAGGAGCCAAUCACUGCCUGCAUAUGCUGACCUAAUCAUGGGGGCUGGCGAUUUAUCUUUCUGUAAUAAUUUAGCAGGUACAAGAGAGGACGAUGAAAGUGGGAGCAGCUCUACAAAGGAAAUAGAUAGAUCAGACAUUGAAGAAGAUCCAGAGAAUGGCAAGAUCCACAAUGAAAUGGAUAAUGAGAGAGAGGAAGCUUCUACUCUUAACCCAGCCCCUCUGAGUCAGCUGGACUUCUACCAAGUGAAUUUGUUUACUUACUGCCAGACCGACAAUGAUCUCUUCAAUGAGGACCUGUUUCCUAAAACGGACUCAUCUGAUGGAUUUGCUUCAGACCCUUUCAAAGGCAAUGAUCCUUUCGCAAAAGACAUUUUUUAUUCCAGCACUAAUGAAGAAGUGGAAAAUGUCUGUGAUGAGGCAGACACCAGUUUGUCAUGUGCUGAAAACAAAGCUUCAACAGGAACUCAGUGCUUUGAGUCUGAAUUCCCAGAUGAAGAUAGUGACAUAGAAAUCAGCUACAGCAGAGAAGACUUAGAUGCUAUUGCCAUUGUAGAUGAUUUCAGUGGAUUUAAACCCAUACAGAGCUCAUCAGAAGAGCUAAUGCCAGAGCCCAUAGUUGACAGAAAGUGUCCGGGGCAGCAUUCUGUGGAAUCAGACCCAAGUGGGUAUGAGUUGGAUCUCUGUCUUGUCUCUUCAUCCUCUAAAACAGAAGAACACCACCAUGGAUCUCUAGCUAAAGAGGACACCUCUGAGGGAACAGGAGGAUCACAAGUUCCAAGCUGUGUUUCAGCUCAGGCUAUUCAUCAUCAUCACAGUGACCAUUUGAUGUUGGAGCCACAUUGGAUAAGUGACAUACAACAAACUGUUCCUCAUGAUUUACCUUCCAGGAAGGUAACAGAAGUGAUAAGAAACACUGCAGAGGAACCCAGAAAUGCUGAGUCCCCCAACAAUUCACUAAACUCUCAGAACCAACUUGUUAUUAAAUCAGACUGUCAUCAAAACAAUUUAGAUUUAAGUUAUAGCUCAGCCAGUCCUGCUUGUUUUGACCCUUAUGGGUUUAAACUCAGUCCAGAGAACUCUAGCCACACACUAGUAGACCCUGAUGAAGCUGAGCUGAGCCCAGAACAUGCAGAAAACGUUAUUAUCUUUGAUGGUGAACUCUCAUCUUCUCCACCAUAUGAUCUACACUUUGUUCCCUAUGGGUUUGAAAUCACUGCCUGUCAAAUAGUGCGUGACUCUGACCCUUAUGGCUUUAAACUCAGUCCUGAUGAAGAGAACCAGGUAGUUUUAGACCUUUGUGGUCAUGAUAACCUAGACCCAAUGGUUCCUAGCACCAAUGAAAACAAUGAGGAAUUAGAGAACUUUAACUAUGCUUACCAGGAAGUACUAAAAACUCAUAUAUUUGAAAACCAAGAGGUUCUUGAAGAGUGUGACUACAACUUUCAAAAAGUCUUGGAUUCUAGAAGUUUUGGAAACCAAGAAGUGUUGGAGCCACCCAGCCCUUUCAAAAAAGAGCUGGUUGUCUGUGAAAAAAAGGAACUCGUUGAUUUCAGCUCUCAUGAAAAUCAAGAGGUGGUGGAGACCUUUCCCAGCAUUAACAAGGAGUAUUUACUUGAACCUUGUAGCUAUAAUAACCAAGAGGUGCUGGAAACUAAUACCCAUGGCAAUCAGGAACUGCGAGAAUUUUCAUAUCCUGAAAACCAGGAGAUUUUGGAUUUAGAUUUUAGCCACGAAAAUCAAGAGCUUCUGUGUUUUUACAACACAGAAAACCACACAGUACUUGUCUCAGACUGCCAUCAUGACAAGGAACUCCAGGAUCUCAGCCUCACUGAAAAUCAGGAAUUGCUAGAUUUACAUAGCCAUGACAACCAAGAGACACUAGACAUGUUUAGUCAUAAAAAUGUAGGUGAUGUAAAACAAAAUCAAGACAUUGUAGAAACAGAACUCGGUUUCUCAAAUAACAGUUCAGACAGUGAUCUAGCAUCAAAUAAUGUAGAAAAACUGGAAUUUGGCAGCACGAAUGUAUGUUCUGCCAGCACCAUAAAUAGUGCAACAGCUGAUGCAUUUAACAAGACCAUCAGCAGCAUGUCAACCAAACAGGACUCAAGUAUAUCCGAAUCGGCCAACAGUCAGAUGUUUUUUGGAGCUGAUCUGGGAUCGGUGUUUGGUGCUGGAGGAUACAUUGGUUGUCCUGAUGUAGCCGAUGACUUGGAGCCUCUGAACAGAUGCCAAGAAAAUCCACCACCAAAAUCAGCACCAGAUCCAAUACAACCAGUAAGACCUAUUAGGCCUCCGAGACCAUCUCUCAAGAAAAAGGAGGAGGGAACAUCCCAGGGUAUUGACCUGAAGUGAUCUCUGCCAUGUCUGCACCAUCUUCUAGCAAAGACAAUAAAAACAAGUAAAAAACAGUGGGGGAAAUAAAGGAAAAUGAGUUCACAAAUUGAAAAAUUUAAAUGUAAAAAUGUAGGAUGAUAUAGAAAAGAACAAGACGUUAUUGUGGAGUUACAUGUGCUGAUACAUGACAACAAAUUACUUCUCAUCCAAAAAAUAAGUUGGUCAACUUUAGCCAAGUGGGAAGGAGAUAAAAGUAAAAUGUAAAAACAAAUUAGAACCACUGUACCAGUUGUCUGUGAAUACAUUAUUUUUGGAUGUCAGAAUCUGAAAAUGAAUGGCAUUCUAGAGAGAUGCUGGAGAUACAAACAUGUAAAUAGAUAAAUUAAAUCUGAACUUGUGGCUUGAAGAAUUAGUUGUCAGUUAGUAGUUUAGGCUAAACAGCCAUAGAGUGAGGUCAGGGUGUGGAGUGGCCUCCUCUGAUCAGUCACUCCAUAAUGUGUAGUUUUAAAUGUGAUUCUCUCCCUGAUCCAGGCUCAGUCGUUGCUUUGCAUGAACGUUUGCUUUAUUAUAUCCACAACUGCACAGCAGGGAAAUCAAAGCUGAGUACCUCUGUACAUGCUGCUCCAGGACAAGUGAAAACUACAUCAUAAUUAUAAUGAUAAUUAUAAAUUAUUUGGUGACAACAAAAUCAUCACUGAUAACCUUAUCAGUUUCAAUUCAUUUAAAUCCACCAUACUAUUUACUAACACAAAAAUAAGGUCAAUUUAACAGUUGAGGUUUUAAUAAAAACUAUUAUAAAGUAUGAUAUUUUAUUCACAGGAACAUUUCCAAGUGAGAAAACAAUACCAGAAUCGGACAAAACAGCAAAUGAGAAUUCUCCAGCUGUUGGAUGUCAGGGCUCAAAACAAAAACAUUUCCAUUGUCCUUUCUGUGGGUCCUGCGAUGGUUAAAAAAGGUUUGGGGCUGGUGCCAGGGCCAAGAGGGUGACCCAACAAAUACACAGGGAGAGAUUUAAAUCUGAGUUUAGAUGGGGAGGACGGAUAGCAAACAGUAGGGUUGAACAUGUUUCCACUCCAAAACAGACAACAGGUAGAGAUAAGGUACAAGGCUACGAGACAAAACCUUAGAGACAUUUUAGGCAUAAGGAAUAGUUUUCUCCCAGAGUCAUCAUAGUUUUUCUACUGGUAUUAGUAAAUUCUUUUUUUUCCUCAUUUAUUGAUCAGAAGGCUAUGGAUCAGAAUCAGAAUCAGAAUCAGAAAAGCUUUAUUGCCAAGUACGUUUUUGGACAUACAAGGAAUUUGUUUUGGCG
Messenger RNA from Girardinichthys multiradiatus, 4753 nucleotides. RefSeq lists its product as uncharacterized. The record is from RefSeq and is a predicted model, not a curated record. The coding region runs from base 430 to 3462 and encodes 1010 amino acids. The transcript has 11 exons. Lineage: Eukaryota; Metazoa; Chordata; Actinopteri; Cyprinodontiformes; Goodeidae.